CAACAGGUAGCGCCAUCAUGAAGUCUAUGAGAAUCGCGUUCUUGGGCCCUGCGGCAUCAUUCUCUCACCAGGCAGCGGUUGAAAGCUUCGGGUCCUCGGCCGAGCUAUUGCCCUGUGUGUCUUUUGCGGAUGCUUUCGCUGCAGUGCAAGACGACAAGGUAGAUUACGCUAUCAUUCCCUGCGAAAAUUCAACAAACGGCUCUGUUGUACAAACCCUUGAUCUAUUGGCGGAUCCAAAAGGAAUCUACAGCGAUGUUGAAGUGUGUGGGGAGCAUUAUUUGACAGUCCAUCACUGCCUUCUGACUCGAAAAGGUCUGUCCCCCCCGGGGCGGCCGGGCUACAGCUCAAUAACCAAGCUGUAUACUCACCCGCAGGCAUGGGGUCAAUGUGAAGGUUUUCUUGAAGGAGCCUUCAAGGGCGUCGAAAGGCAAGAUGUCUCAUCGACCUCGAAGGGCGCGGAGAUCGUGUCAAGAGAGACAGUUGAGCGAAGUGCCGCGAUAGCCAGUCGCUUCGCUGCAGAACACCACGGCUUAGAUGUCUCGGAGGAAAACAUUGAGGACAAGGCCAACAACACCACGCGCUUUCUGGUAUUCAGAAACGUGACGUCGGGCCGUGCAGGUCGACUUUCCUUCGAGGAUAUCCAAGUCUCGAUGGCGCAAGACCCCACUUCAGUCACCCGAACUGCGCAGAAGACAUUAAUAUCCUUCAUGAUUCGCCAGGACUGUCCAGGAGCAUUGGCAGAAGCUCUUCUGAUCUUUAAGGAUCGCGGUAUCAAUUUGACCAGUAUUAACACCCGACCGAGCCAAAUACAAGCGUGGAAAUAUGUAUUCCUAGUCGAGGGCCAGGCUAUUCCAACCGGUCAACAUAAGGAUUCAAUAUCUCAGAUCAUGGAGAGGCUAGAAAGAGUUACUGAGAGCUGCAGACACCUGGGAUCAUGGACCGAUCGGUUGGUGCCAUUUUAGGACGCAAUGACAAAUGUUAAACAAAUUACUACUUCAACGAGCCAACUAUUUGGUGCAUCUGCUGCAUGUGCCAUGGACAUACUAUAGAAUCUUCAAAUGAAGUGCAAGUUCUGGGGCAUUCGGUUUUCAUGCAGGCCUUCUAUUUCGUGUGAAACCAGCUCUACAGGCAUCUACAGUCCUGCUGAAAGAGGGAAAACAGAGAACAGAGGGGGAAAUCUGGUUUCCUUUUUGUUGAUAUGGCAAUGAAGUGCAAUGACGAGCAAAACAAAAAGAUCAACUCCAGUACUGUGAUAUACUGGUCUAAACAGUCCAAGCAUGCCUGCCCAAUGAUUAUGGAAUCGACAACCAUCGGUGGAAAGCUGCUUGAGGCUCCGUGCGAUAGAUUUAUCAUCUUUUUGAAAUAUAAAUAAAAAACCAA
Aspergillus heteromorphus CBS 117.55 is the source of this 1380-nucleotide messenger RNA. RefSeq names its product prephenate dehydratase PHA2. Gene Ontology annotation, cellular component: cytoplasm. NCBI's taxonomy places the organism in Eukaryota, Fungi, Ascomycota, Eurotiomycetes, Eurotiales, Aspergillaceae. Gene Ontology annotation, molecular function: prephenate dehydratase activity; chorismate mutase activity. Gene Ontology annotation, biological process: L-phenylalanine biosynthetic process. The coding region runs from base 18 to 962 and encodes 314 amino acids. The transcript has 2 exons. The record is from RefSeq and is a predicted model, not a curated record.